Messenger RNA from Cuculus canorus (common cuckoo), 270 nucleotides. RefSeq names its product E3 ubiquitin-protein ligase RBBP6-like. Gene Ontology annotation, molecular function: ubiquitin protein ligase activity; zinc ion binding. NCBI's taxonomy places the organism in Eukaryota, Metazoa, Chordata, Aves, Cuculiformes, Cuculidae. The transcript is spliced from 2 exons. Gene Ontology annotation, cellular component: nucleus. Bases 1 to 270 code for a protein of 89 amino acids. The record is from RefSeq and is a predicted model, not a curated record. Gene Ontology annotation, biological process: ubiquitin-dependent protein catabolic process; protein ubiquitination; mRNA processing.
AUGCCGUGCAUCCAUUACAAGUUCUUCUCCAGGCUGAACUAUGAUACCAUCAGCUUCAGCGGCCUUGACAUCUCCCUGGGAGACCUCAAGCACCAGAUCAUGUCUCGGGAGAAGCUGAAGGUGUCCAGGUGUGAGCUGCAGAUCUCCAAUGCCCAGACUGGAGAAGAAUACACAGAUGAGAACACCCUGGUUCCCAGGAACUCAUCGGUCAUCGUUAGAAGAAUCCCUGCUGCAGGAGUUAAAGUUGCCAGGAAACGCUGUGUUCCAUGA